Messenger RNA from Lachancea sp. 'fantastica', 4443 nucleotides. Lineage: Eukaryota; Fungi; Ascomycota; Saccharomycetes; Saccharomycetales; Saccharomycetaceae. The record is from the annotation of a GenBank genome assembly.
AUGAGUUCAAAUAGCAGGCUGGAAUCGCUAAAACGGCUUCAAAGAGCUCGUCAAAACAAGUCUUCUUCAAAGGAACUUUACGAUGCAGAUGAAGAUCUGGAAGAUUCAAAGGUUUACGAUCUUAUAGAUGAGGACGAAUUUCGAAGCCGGAAGCGCGAAGAGCUACUGAAAGAUGACUUUGUGGUGGACGACGACGGCGUCGGAUACGUGGAUCGCGGUGUAGAUGAGUGGGACGACCGAUAUCGUGAGAGGGAACACUACUCAUCGGAAGAAGACGAGGAUGAAGGAGAGGGCAUGGGACAGCGCUCCAAUAAACGAAACAAGAAAACGGGAGCCAAAAGAGGUGAAAAGUCAGAAAAUGGAGCUAUCAGUGACUUGAUUGCGGCGCAACACGUCAAAAAACCGAAAAAAACGGCUGUCCAGAUGGGACCAUCGAAAAAAUUCACUGCAGAUGGGUUUGACGACAUCUUGUUGGAAUUCGAGAACGCUAAGGACGCCAGUACGGCGAAACACACCGCUUUCAAAAAAACGGUUUCGACGACCGGGUCUCCAAAUUCCACCGUCAAAAGAACAUCUGUAGAAUCAUCAAAUCAUCCUACCGUGAAAAGACCUAAAUUCGAAAAGGCCGAACCUUCACAUACCACUGAUAACUCGUCCCCACUAAGGUCUAUGAACCCGAGAUCCAAAUACGUUGAUGACACAGAAUUACAAGCUAUGAUUGAUGAUGUUCAAAGCUCUCCUACGAUUUUGAAAACCAAGAGCGUCACAGUGGUAGAUCCAAUCAAUAAUACAGGGAAGAAUGUCAACAACGUCAAGGAAGAGGAUUACGACGAGGAGGACAGCGACGAGGAGGAGAUUCAGUUUAGCAGGAGAACAAUUCGAAAUGCUGCUGCUGCGAAAAGAGCUAAUUUCAAUGCCAGCUCCAACAUACCGUCUUCUCCCUUCAUGACUGCGCCGGGCACUCCCGCAACUUCGAGCCAAUCGCUUCCCGAUGACUCCAGGCCUAGCACAUCGCAGUCACUAACCAAGAAAUACACCCGCGAUGACGUCGUCGACCAAUCGUCGAACUCAUUCAAUCUAUUCUGGUUUGAUUAUGCAGAGGUCGACAACACGCUCUUGCUUUUUGGAAAAACCGUCACACGCGCGAACGAGUCUAUAUCCGCAAUGAUACAAGUCAAAAACCUCUACAGAGAGCUUUAUUUUCUACCAAGAGAGGGCAAGACAGCUUCCGAGGUCCAUGAAGAGAUAGUUCCUCUGCUUCUUGAAAAAUAUGGACUUGACAACAUACGGGCCAAGCCAGAGAAAAAAAAGUACGCUUUCGAACUGCCGGGUAUUCCCCAUGAAACUGAAUACUUGAAAGUUUUAUUGCCUUACCAAACCCCAAAAAGCAGAGGGGUCAUUAUUCCAAGCGAUCUCGAGGGUGACACAUUUUUUCAUGUAUUUGGCGGUAAUACCAACAUUUUUGAGAGCUUCGUUGUUCAAAGAAAAGUAAUGGGACCGUGCUGGCUGGAAAUAAAAAGCGGAGAUUUUUCUGCGCUGUCCAAUGCAUCCAAUUGUUCGCUGGAAGUUCAGGUUUCCGUUCCAUCGAUGGUGACACCCUUGGCAGACAAACAUGCACCAGACUUGAAUUGUGUCGCUAUUGCGGUACAGAGUGUUAUGAAUGCAAAAGAAAAUAAACAGGAGGUGGUAAGUGUCACCCUAUCACACUAUGACAAUCUUCCUCAGGAUGUGCCUAUACCAGAAGAUCUGGCUCCAAAUUCCACAUGUACUUUGGUGCGACCACCAAUGGGCUCCAGCUUUCCUACCGGAUUGAUGCACCUCGGAAACAAGUCAUUGCAGGGUCAAUUAAGGUUAUUCAACAACGAAAAGGCACUUUUGAGCUGCUUCUGCGCAAUGAUGAGGUCUUCUGAUCCUGACGUAAUAAUCGGUCACCGAUUGGAGAAUACUUCCCUGGAUAUAAUUGCGCAUAGAUGCUUAGAAUUGAAGAUUCCUACAUUUAGCUGUCUAGGGCGCAGGGUCAGAAAAUCGUGGCCCGAAAAGUUUGGAAGGAAUCCAAGUAUGAACCAAUUUUAUAUCCGUGAAAUGUUUGCAGGCCGCUUGCUCUGUGACAUAUCUAAUGAGAUGGGCCAAUCGCUGACGCCCAAAUGUCAAAGUUGGGAUCUGUCCGAAAUGUACCAGGUUACCUGUCAAAAAGAACACAAAUCGGUGGAAGUGAAUUUCCAAAACCCACAAUACCAAACUGACGUCAAUUCUAUGCUGUUCGCUCUCCAAGAAAAUGUGUCUGCCGCCAACAUUUCCGCCGAGAUUGCAUUCAGAAUACAGAUACUGUCACUUACGAAACAACUGACAACGCUGGCAGGAAAUGCCUGGUCUCAAACGCUGGGCGGUACCAGAGCAGGGCGGAACGAAUAUAUUUUGCUUCACGAAUUUGCCCGUAAUAACUUCAUUGUUCCCGACAAGGAGACCAGGCAAACGAGAAAUCAGCGUCAACAGAAGUUGCGCGAAGAAGCGGGAGAGGAAGCUGGCGAGGAAUUGCAAGUGAGCUCUAAGAAAAGCAAAUAUCAAGGUGGGUUGGUGUUUGAACCCGAGAAGGGCCUGCAUAAGAAUUACGUUCUAGUAAUGGACUUCAAUUCUCUUUACCCUUCCAUCAUCCAGGAGUUCAACAUUUGCUUCACAACUGUAAAACGCGAUCCUAACAAUAUAGAAGAGCUUCCAGACGUGCCGGAUGGGCUCAGUAAACAAGGCGUUCUCCCGCGGCUGCUAGCUUACUUGGUUGAUAGAAGAAAAGAGGUCAAGAAGAUACUCAAGGCGGAAACUGAUCCUCACAAACGUGUACAGUGUGAUAUCAGGCAACAAGCACUCAAAUUAACGGCGAACUCCAUGUAUGGGUGCUUAGGUUACGUCAACAGUCGGUUUUACGCCAAACCGCUAGCGAUGCUAGUCACUAAUAAGGGAAGAGAGAUUCUGAUGAAUACAAGACAACUAGCGGAAAGUAUGGCGCUUGCUGUAAUAUAUGGUGAUACAGAUUCGGUCAUGAUCGACACGGGCACCGACGUCUACGCAGAUGCUAUCAAAAUCGGCGAAAGCUUCAAAAGAAUGGUCAAUGAAAGGUACCGGCUACUGGAGAUUGACAUAGAUAAUGUCUUCAAAAAGCUUUUGCUGCAUGCCAAGAAGAAAUACGCCGCUUUAACGGUUUCUUUCGAUAACCACGGCAAGGAACAAACUACUCUGGAAGUAAAAGGUUUGGAUAUGCGGCGUCGUGAAUUCUGUCCUUUGUCGAAAGAAGUGUCGGUUCAUGUUCUUGAGACAAUUCUCUCUGACAAAGAUCCAGAGACAGCAUUAUCGGACGUGUAUGAAUACCUUGAAGGCGUAAGAGAUCAAAUUGAGAGCAACUCGAUUCGUGUUGAUAAGUACAAAAUCAACACCAGGUUAUCAAAGGACCCCAAAGCUUAUCCGGGAGGUAAAAACAUGCCUGCUGUACAGGUAGCACUUCGAAUGAGAGAAAGCGGACGCGUGGUGAAAGCGGGAAGUGUAAUCACAUUCGUCAUAACAAAACAGGAAGACGCGGGUGAUAGCGACUCUCAAUUAUCCCCUGCUGAGCGAGCGCGGGUGCUGAACGAAGUCAUGGUCAAGAGUAACAAUCUGCGGCCCGAUCCACAGUACUACUUGGAAAAACAGAUAUUCUCUCCGGUAGAGCGACUGCUAGAGCGGAUCGAGAGUUUUGACAUUGUGAGAUUAAGUCAGUCUCUGGGACUCGACAGCAGGAAGUACAUAAACCGCGCAGGAGCGAAUGGUGAGCUGAAUGGAAACAGUGCAGAUAAUUUGCAACCGCUGGAUAGUGCCUUAUCGGAUGAGGAAAGGUUUAAGGACGUUACCCCCUUGACUCUAAGUUGUCCAGGCUGCGACCACAAAUUUGCCUUUGGCGGCAUUGUGGCAUCAAUGCACUAUCUAAUGACUUUCAACGGGUUACAAUGCGCACAUUGCAAUCAUCAAUUCUCACCCAUUCAGCUAAGUUCCCAGUUUGAGAGUGACAUCCGUAAACAUAUUUCAAGGUACUACACUGGAUACUUGAAAUGUGACGAUAGCACCUGCGGAGUCGUUACGAGGCAGAUUUCUGUCUUCGGUAAAAGGUGUUUGAACGAGGAUUGCAUGGGAGUUAUGGGUUAUUGUUACACAGACAAACAAUUGUACAACCAGCUACAAUAUUUCGCCUCGCUCUUCAACGUCGACAAGAACAAGAGAGAGCUUUUGAAGCCACUUUAUAGACCAGGAGACCCCGACGCAGCGGAGAAAAAGUUACCAACAUCACAGGUCUUAGCUCUGGGCGAACAAAAUCGGGAAUUGUUUCAAACAAUGGAGUCAGUGGUCCAAAAAUACUUGAGCAACUGCGCACGAAGUUUUGUCGACAUGGGCUCGAUAUUUGACUUUAUGAACCCCGAGUGA